CUCAUUUGUUCAUUUCUGAAUAUUAAACUUAUCAGGCAUACAAACAUGGAAGAGACUAUCAAAGGCUUAUUGAUGUUUCCCCUUGUUAACUGGAGAUGCAGUACAGCUGUUUUGCUAGUUGCCUUCUUAUUGCCCCAAACAUAUGGAGUGAAUGUGUCAAGACCCAACAUUUUGCUGAUCAUGGCAGAUGAUCUUGGGUAUAGUGAUUUGGGAUGCUUUGGUAAUGAUACCAUGAGGACUCCCAAUAUUGACCAGCUGGCAAAGGAAGGCGUGAAGCUUACUCAGCACAUUGCUGCAGCCUCACUUUGCACCCCCAGCAGAACAGCUUUUCUGACUGGCAGAUACCCAAUCAGAUCAGGCAUGGCAGCCACAAAUAUCUUGCGAGUCGUCACACGGGCUGGUGGCUCCGGAGGGCUACCUAGAAAUGAAACAACAUUUGCAAAGUUAUUACAGCAGCAAGGCUAUACCACUGGUCUAAUAGGCAAAUGGCACCAGGGUUUGAACUGUGACUCCCAUAAUGAUCACUGCCACCAUCCUUUAAACCAUGGCUUUGAUUUUUUCUAUGGUAACCCUUUUACACUUCUGAAUGACUGUGAGACUUGGAAAUAUUCUGUGUUGACUCCAGGAUCUCAAGCUACCGCUUGGUGUUACACUCAGAUGGCUGCCAUUUUGGUGUUCACUCUUCUCCUGGGAAAGAUUACUGGUUUGUUCUCCGUGAAUUGGAAAAUAAUUGCUUUCAUUAUUUUGUGCAACAUCCUAUAUUUCAUCUUCAUGUUUGGCCAAUAUUUGUUUUUAAAAUUUUGGAACUGUAUGACGUUCAGAGAUCAUGAUAUCGUUCAACAACCAUUGAAGCUAAAGGAUGCUGCUUUCAGGACAGUGAGAGAGGCCAUCACAUUUAUUGAACGAAACAAACAAGCACCGUUCCUCCUCUUUGUUUCUUUCUUACACGUCCACGAGCCGUGUUACUCUACAGAACUGUUUCGUGGGAAAAGCAGGCAUGGUUUAUAUGGAGACAAUGUAGAGGAGAUGGACUGGAUGGCAGGGAAAAUCCUUGCUGCUAUUGACAAGGAGGGCUUGAGGAACAACACUUUUACUUACUUUGCAUCUGACAAUGGAGGAUAUUUGGAGGCGAGACAAGGGAACGUCCGGCUAGGUGGCUGGAAUGGUAUAUACAAAGGUGGAAAAGGCAUGGGAGGCUGGGAAGGAGGAAUCCGUGUGCCUGGAAUAGUCAGAUGGCCAGGAAUGGUUGCUGCUAACACUGUUCUUGAUGAACCCAUCAGUCUAAUGGAUAUUUAUCCCACAGUGGCUCACUUGGCUGGGGCAUCAUUGCCACAAGACAGAGUUAUUGAUGGCAGGAACCAGAUAGCAUUACUGCAGGGAAAAGUGCAGCGCUCUGAACACCAAUUCAUGUUUCACUACUGUGGAUCACACUUACAUGCAGCACGUUGGCAUCAGAAGGAGAGUGGUGCUGUCUGGAAGGUGCAUUAUGUUACUCCAAACAUUCAACCAAAGGGAUCUGGAGGCUGUCCUGGAAGACACAGGUGUCCAUGUUUUGGAGACAAUGUAACCUAUCACAAUCCUCCUCUGCUUUUUGACCUCUCACGGGACCCUUCUGAAGCCAAUCCCUUGUCACCAAUCUCUGAACCACUUUUUAACACAGUUGUAAGUCAAGUUGAAAAAGCGGUGGCAGAGCAUCGGAGGACACUCACUCCAGUUCCUAAUCAACUUGAUCCACCCAGUAAUAAAUGGGAGUCAUGGCUGCAGCCAUGCUGUGGGAUUUUCCCCUUCUGUUGGUGUGAUAAAGAAAGUGAUAUUGAAGACGUAACUAUUUAAACAAAUGGAUUUUGUUUAGAAUAAAGCAUUUACAAUGGAUUGAAUAUGUUGGGCAGUAUCCAAUUCAAC
Molecule: messenger RNA, 1902 nt
Organism: Elgaria multicarinata webbii
Lineage: Eukaryota; Metazoa; Chordata; Lepidosauria; Squamata; Anguidae
Product: arylsulfatase H-like
Exons: 11
Coding region: 46-1833 (595 amino acids)
Molecular function (GO): arylsulfatase activity
Source: RefSeq, a predicted model, not a curated record